GUGAGUUCUCUGGUUAGUUUUGAUGUCGAAGAGACGAAUAAUAUAAGGGAGCUUUCAUGCAGAGGAUUGCUUACAGACACAGCAUUAGAAAAAGGGGCGAGGGGGAUUUUCUGUGUUACCAUUCUUAAGCUUGUUUUUGAGGUUUUGUGCGAGGCUGGUACAAUGAAUUCUCGCUUGUUCAGUGCUGCAGCCCGAACAACAAGGGCAUUUGCUGCUGCUGCUGCUUCCAAAUCUAUCAAUGUUUUACCAGAAGCAAGAUCUGUAGCAGGAGCAGUAGCAACCUCAUGCAGAGGAAGGUUCUCAUCACUCGCUGCCCUAGGUUCUUAUGGGGAGCACCAGAAUGCUUACAGGCAGUGGAUAUCUGGGGCAUUGAUGUUGCCUGCUGCAGUGUACAUGCUUCAAGAUCCACCAGCCCAAGCAGCAGAGCUUGAACGAACAUUUAUUGCCAUCAAGCCGGAUGGUGUACAGAGAGGACUUAUUUCAGAGAUUGUUUCCCGUUUUGAGCGUAAGGGUUACAAACUCGUUGCCAUUAAGCUGGUGGUUCCAUCCAAGGACUUUGCAGAGAAACAUUAUUAUGACUUGAAAGAGAGACCAUUUUUCAAUGGCUUAUGUGAAUUCCUUAGUUCUGGACCUGUUCUUGCAAUGGUAUGGGAAGGUGAAGGAGUCAUUAAAUACGGACGCAAACUUAUAGGUGCAACCGAUCCUCAGAAAUCUGAGCCUGGGACUAUUCGAGGUGAUCUGGCCAUAAUUGUUGGAAGGAAUAUUAUUCAUGGAAGCGACGGGCCAGAGACAGCCAAGGAUGAGAUCAAUCUAUGGUUUAAGCCAGAGGAGCUAAUCAAUUAUACGCAUAACAGUGAAAAGUGGCUUUAUGGAAAGUGAAGAAUAACUCACAUUUUAAAGCAUAACGACAAGAAAUGGUUUUCUGAAGAAUAACCCAUUUCCAUUUUUCAUUUCAAAAUAAAGAUGUCAUUGAUAGCCAUUCCUGGUCUGAUCAUGACCUUUAAUUAUGCCCUCACCAAAGAGGUCUCGGUAAACUAGAUGAGAGAGAGGAGGUUGUUUUUCUUAGUAACCUCUUCAUUUUCUAUGCGUGUUGGAUCAUAUUACUAAUAAUGGAAGUCACCUUUGAAUCUA
Cryptomeria japonica (Japanese cedar) is the source of this 1131-nucleotide messenger RNA. Its product is annotated as nucleoside diphosphate kinase 3. The record is from RefSeq and is a predicted model, not a curated record. The coding region runs from base 163 to 879 and encodes 238 amino acids. The transcript is spliced from 7 exons. Gene Ontology annotation, biological process: GTP biosynthetic process; UTP biosynthetic process; CTP biosynthetic process. NCBI's taxonomy places the organism in Eukaryota, Viridiplantae, Streptophyta, Pinopsida, Cupressales, Cupressaceae. Gene Ontology annotation, molecular function: nucleoside diphosphate kinase activity.